Messenger RNA from Microtus oregoni (creeping vole), 2295 nucleotides. It is a transcript of the gene Tshr, whose product is annotated as thyroid stimulating hormone receptor. Bases 1 to 2295 code for a protein of 764 amino acids. The transcript is spliced from 10 exons. Lineage: Eukaryota; Metazoa; Chordata; Mammalia; Rodentia; Cricetidae. The record is from RefSeq and is a predicted model, not a curated record. Gene Ontology annotation, biological process: G protein-coupled receptor signaling pathway. Gene Ontology annotation, cellular component: extracellular matrix; membrane. Gene Ontology annotation, molecular function: thyroid-stimulating hormone receptor activity; protein binding.
AUGAGGCCAGGGUACCUGCUGCAGCUCGUGCUGCUGCUCGCCCUGCCCAGGAGCCAGUGGGGCAGAGGGUGUGUGUCUCCACCCUGUGAGUGCCACCAGGAGGACGACUUCAGAGUCACCUGCAAGGAACUCCACCGCAUCCCCAGCCUACCACCCAGCACCCAGACUCUGAAGCUCAUCGAGACUCACCUGAAGACCAUCCCCAGUCUCGCGUUUUCAAACCUGCCCAAUAUUUCCAGGAUCUAUUUAUCUAUAGAUGCAACUCUGCAGCGGCUGGAGCCACACUCUUUCUACAACCUGAGCAAAAUGACUCACAUAGAAAUCCGCAACACCAGAAGCUUAACUUACAUAGACCCUGAUGCUCUAACAGAGCUGCCCUUGCUCAAAUUCCUUGGCAUUUUCAACACUGGACUCAGAAUAUUCCCUGACCUGACCAAAAUUUAUUCCACGGAUGUAUUCUUUAUACUGGAAAUCACAGACAACCCUUACAUGACUUCGGUCCCUGAAAAUGCAUUUCAGGGACUGUGCAACGAAACCUUGACCCUGAAACUAUACAACAAUGGAUUUACUUCAGUUCAAGGACAUGCUUUUAAUGGGACAAAGCUGGAUGCUGUUUAUCUAAACAAGAAUAAGUUCCUGACAGCUAUUGACAAAGAUGCCUUUGGAGGAGUAUACAGCGGACCAACCUUGCUAGAUGUGUCUUCCACCAGUGUCACCGCCCUUCCCUCCAAAGGCCUGGAGCACCUGAAGGAACUGAUUGCCAAAGACACUUGGACUCUCAAGAAGCUCCCUCUGUCCUUGAGUCUCCUCCACCUCACGCGGGCUGACCUCUCUUACCCAAGCCACUGCUGUGCUUUUAAAAACCAGAAGAAAAUCAGGGGAAUCCUGGAGUCCUUGAUGUGUAACGAGAGCAGCAUCCGGAAUCUGCGCCAGAGAAAAUCAGUGAAUGUGCUGAGAGGUCCCCUCUACCAGGAGUACGAGGAAGAUCUGAGUGACAACGGUGUUGGGUACAAACAAAAUCCCAAGCUCCAGGAGAGCUCGGGCAACUCUCAUUACUACGUAUUCUUUGAAGAACAAGAGGAUGAGAUCCUCGGUUUCGGCCAAGAGCUCAAAAAUCCUCAGGAAGAGACUCUGCUAGCCUUCGACAGCCACUAUGACUACACUGUGUGUGGGGACAAUGAAGACAUGGUGUGCACUCCCAAGUCGGAUGAGUUUAACCCCUGUGAAGACAUCAUGGGUUACAAGUUCCUGAGAAUCGUGGUGUGGUUUGUCAGUCUGCUGGCUCUCCUGGGCAACAUCUUUGUCCUGUUUAUUCUCCUUACCAGCCACUAUAAACUAACCGUGCCUCGCUUUCUUAUGUGUAACUUGGCCUUUGCCGACUUCUGCAUGGGGGUAUACCUGCUUCUCAUUGCCUCUGUGGACCUGUACACACAGUCCGAGUACUACAACCACGCCAUCGACUGGCAGACUGGCCCUGGGUGCAACACGGCUGGCUUCUUCACCGUUUUUGCCAGCGAACUAUCCGUGUACACGCUAACAGUCAUCACCCUGGAGCGAUGGUAUGCCAUCACCUUCGCCAUGCGCCUGGACAGGAAGAUCCGCCUCCGGCAUGCGUACACCAUCAUGGCGGGGGGCUGGGUUUCCUGCUUCCUCCUGGCCCUGCUCCCCUUGGUGGGAAUAAGCAGCUACGCCAAGGUCAGCAUCUGCCUGCCGAUGGACACUGACACGCCUCUUGCUCUAGCCUACAUUGCCCUGGUUCUGCUGCUCAAUAUUGUCGCCUUUGUCAUCGUCUGUUCCUGCUACGUGAAGAUCUACGUCACGGUCCGGAAUCCCCAGUACAACCCUCGCGAUAAAGACACCAAGAUUGCCAAGAGGAUGGCCGUGCUGAUCUUCACGGACUUCAUGUGCAUGGCCCCCAUCUCCUUCUACGCCCUGUCAGCACUGCUGAACAAGCCCCUUAUCACCGUCACUAACUCCAAAAUCUUGCUGGUUCUCUUCUACCCCCUCAACUCCUGUGCCAAUCCAUUCCUCUAUGCCAUUUUCACUAAGGCCUUCCAGAGGGAUGUGUUCAUCCUGCUCAGCAAGUUUGGCAUCUGCAAACGCCGGGCCCAGUCAUACCAGGGUCAGAGAGUGUGCCCAAACAACAGCACCGGGAUUCCGAUUCAAAAGGUUCCCCAGGACAUGAGACAGAGUCUCCCCAACAUGCAAGAUGCCUACGAACUCCUUGAAAACGCCCGCCUAACUCCAAAAAUACAGGGGCAAGUUGCAGAAGAGGACAGGCAAACGGCCUUGUAA